UUUACCUUGGCUGAGAUGCAAUUAAAGGUGUGAAUUAAUAUAAUUUUAACGUCUCUUCGUGUUAUAUUGGGGACUUUUAAUAUAUGUCACCGGUGUCGUUCAACCGCGGGAAUAAUUAUCAACAGCUUCUACACGUGCUUCUAAUUAAGACGAAUCUAAUUAUAUCAGAUGUAGUAAUACCUCGUGUUCAGGUGAACGUUGAUCUCUAUGAAUAACACGAAGCGACUUACAUGAUUUGUGAUUUAAUAUUUCUCUUGAUCACAGCUUUAGUUGGUUGAUCCCUAUUUUACAGGAAAGGGGGCAAAAAACUUUGAAUCGAGGAACUUUGCUCGCCCUUCUUCAUAUUUCAUUUGUACCUUAGAUCGAAAGCACGAAUUGUUUGUAUGCCCCUUUGUAGCAAAUAUUGUGCGCAUUUCUACUAUCCAUGGUGGGAAAAACAAACUGGAUUUCAAGAAAGGAUCCUGGUCAGAUCAACAAGUAUUCUAAUGAUUUACGGAUGACAAUGGCAUCAAAGAAAUUUUCUUUUAUAAUGAAUACAUCUUCAACAUUUUUCAUCUUUUAAAGUCUUGAGGAAAAGUUUACACAGAACGCAUCUAAGCCUAUUUCUAUAAAUCUUUGGUAGAAAUUCUAUGAAAUGUUUGUUCAGAACUGAGAUUAAUAGCAACAUUUUUCUAUUUCAUUAGCUGAUGCUUUGCAUUCUCGUUACUCUUUGAUGACUUUCUAAAUUUAUAGCAUCUUUAGAUAUCAGUGAAGUUUGCAGUGGAAAUAUUUGUAAGGAAUAAACUAUAAAAAGAAGGAUAAAGAUAGGAGUAAAAGUUUAACGUGGUGAGAAAGACCAAGGAUUGGGUCUAUUUUGAUUCCUCAAAGAAAUGCUGACAAAUAUGCAAAAAUCAUUGUAUCAUUAUGAUAUCUGUGGUAAAUCAACCACUAGAAAUGAUUUCUUAGAUAGACACAAGCGUACUCACACAGGAGAAAAACCGUUCCAGUGUGAUAUCUGUGGUAAAUCAUUCUCUCAAAAUUGUGUGUUAACUACUCACAAACGUAUUCAUACAGGAGAGAAGCCAUUUCGCUGUGAUAUUUGUGGUAAAUCAUUCUCUCACAGAAGUGCCUUAAUUGUACACAAACGUGUUCAUACAGGAGAGAAGCCAUUUCACUGUGAUACGUGUGGCAAAUCAUUCUCUAGCAGCAAUUACCUAACUAGCCACAGACAUAUUCAUACAGGAGAGAAGCCAUUUCACUGUGAUACGUGUGGCAAAUCAUUCUCUAGCAGCAAUUACCUAACUAGCCACAGACAUAUUCAUACAGGAGAGAAGCCAUUUCGCUGUGAUAUUUGUGGUAAAUCAUUCUCUCAAAGUAGUCCCUUAACUGCACACAAACGUGUUCAUACAGGAGAGAAGCCAUUUCACUGUGAUACGUGUGGCAAAUCAUUCUCUAGCAGCAAUUACCUAACUAGCCACAGACAUAUUCAUACAGGAGAGAAGCCAUUUCGCUGUAAUAUCUGUGGUAAAUCAUUCUCUCAAAGUAGUCCCUUAACUGCACACAAACGUGUUCAUACAGGAGAGAAGCCAUUUCACUGUGAUACGUGUGGCAAAUCAUUCUCUAGCAGCAAUUACCUAACUAGCCACAGACAUAUUCAUACAGGAGAGAAGCCAUUUCACUGUGAUACGUGUGGCAAAUCAUUCUCUAGCAGCAAUUACCUAACUAGCCACAGACAUAUUCAUACAGGAGAGAAGCCAUUUCGCUGUGAUAUUUGUGGUAAAUCAUUCUCUCAAAGUAGUCCCUUAACUGCACACAAACGUGUUCAUACAGGAGAGAAGCCAUUUCACUGUGAUACGUGUGGCAAAUCAUUCUCUAGCAGCAAUUACCUAACUAGCCACAGACAUAUUCAUACAGGAGAGAAGCCAUUUCACUGUGAUACGUGUGGCAAAUCAUUCUCUAGCAGCAAUUACCUAACUAGCCACAGACAUAUUCAUACAGGAGAGAAGCCAUUUCACUGUGAUACGUGUGGCAAAUCAUUCUCUAGCAGCAAUUACCUAACUAGCCACAGACAUAUUCAUACAGGAGAGAAGCCAUUUCGCUGUGAUAUUUGUGGUAAAUCAUUCUCUCAAAGUAGUCCCUUAACUGCACACAAACGUGUUCAUACAGGAGAGAAGCCAUUUCACUGUGAUACGUGUGGCAAAUCAUUCUCUAGCAGCAAUUACCUAACUAGCCACAGACAUAUUCAUACAGGAGAGAAGCCAUUUCGCUGUAAUAUCUGUGGUAAAUCAUUCUCUCAAAGUAGUCCCUUAACUGCACACAAACGUGUUCAUACAGGAGAGAAGCCAUUUCACUGUGAUACGUGUGGCAAAUCAUUCUCUAGCAGCAAUUACCUAACUAGCCACAGACAUAUUCAUACAGGAGAGAAGCCAUUUCGCUGUGAUACGUGUGGCAAAUCAUUCUCUAGCAGCAAUUACCUAACUAGCCACAGACAUAUUCAUACAGGAGAGAAGCCAUUUCACUGUGAUACGUGUGGCAAAUCAUUCUCUAGCAGCAAUUACCUAACUAGCCACAGACAUAUUCAUACAGGAGAGAAGCCAUUUCGCUGUGAUAUUUGUGGUAAAUCAUUCUCUCAAAGUAGUCCCUUAACUGCACACAAACGUGUUCAUACAGGAGAGAAGCCAUUUCACUGUGAUACGUGUGGCAAAUCAUUCUCUAGCAGCAAUUACCUAACUAGCCACAGACAUAUUCAUACAGGAGAGAAGCCAUUUCGCUGUGAUAUUUGUGGUAAAUCAUUCUCUCAAAGUAGUCCCUUAACUGCACACAAACGUGUUCAUACAGGAGAGAAGCCAUUUCACUGUGAUACGUGUGGCAAAUCAUUCUCUAGCAGCAAUUACCUAACUAGCCACAGACAUAUUCAUACAGGAGAGAAGCCAUUUCGCUGUGAUAUUUGUGGUAAAUCAUUCUCUCAAAGUAGUCACUUAACUGCACACAAACGUGUUCAUACAGGAGAGAAGCCAUUUCACUGUGAUAUUUGUGGUAAAUCCUUCAUACAAAGCAAUGACUUAACUAAACACAAACGUGUUCAUACAGGAGAGAAGCAAUUUUGCUGUGAUAUUUGUGGUAAAUCCUUCAUACAAAGCAAUGACUUAACUAAACACAAACCUUGCUUCUUAUUCCUCUGUGUCAAUUUGCUUCUGAUGAAGCAAUUAGAUGAACAAAGCUGCUAUCCCCACUUUUUUCAUGCAGGUGAAAUUUCUGAGGCUUCCUCCUCACCUCACCCCGUUUUACAGUCCCCAAAAAGCAUUGUAGCAUAUUACGAGGUCACAGAACUUCAUCCAACGAAAAAAGACAAAAAUAUCCAAUGA
Molecule: messenger RNA, 3344 nt
Organism: Octopus sinensis (East Asian common octopus)
Lineage: Eukaryota; Metazoa; Mollusca; Cephalopoda; Octopoda; Octopodidae
Product: zinc finger protein 493-like
Exons: 6
Coding region: 870-3344 (824 amino acids)
Source: RefSeq, a predicted model, not a curated record